Messenger RNA from Nematolebias whitei (Rio pearlfish), 432 nucleotides. RefSeq names its product natriuretic peptide B (gene nppb). Gene Ontology annotation, cellular component: nucleus; extracellular region; cytoplasm. The coding region runs from base 1 to 432 and encodes 143 amino acids. Gene Ontology annotation, biological process: negative regulation of systemic arterial blood pressure; neuropeptide signaling pathway; cGMP biosynthetic process. The transcript is spliced from 3 exons. NCBI's taxonomy places the organism in Eukaryota, Metazoa, Chordata, Actinopteri, Cyprinodontiformes, Rivulidae. Gene Ontology annotation, molecular function: hormone activity; hormone receptor binding. The record is from RefSeq and is a predicted model, not a curated record.
AUGAGCAGCAGCAGCUCUCAAAAAACCAUGCAUCCAUCCUCCAUUCCUCUAUGUGGCCUUCUCCUCAUCCUCAACCUGCAGCUGUUCAGUACUUAUCCCAUCAACACGGCUUUCACUGCAACAGAUAUGGAUAUCCUAAAGGUUCUCCUUCACAAACUGGAGGAGACUGAUUCAGAGCAGACCCAGCUGGACCAGGGGGCAGCUACAGACAUAGAAAGUCUCAUCAACAUGGAGGACGAAGCAAACAAAGAACAGCUAGCAACUGGACUGGAUGAAACACAAAUCAGAAAAUUUCUUUCAGCCAAAGACCUGAAGAGCCUUCGUAAUGACUCGUCCAAGAGAUCAUCUAGCUGCUUCGGACGGCGAAUGGACAGGAUAGGCUCCAUGAGCUCACUGGGCUGCAACACCAUCGGAAGAUACAAUCCAAAAUAG